Molecule: messenger RNA, 2460 nt
Organism: Chelmon rostratus (copperband butterflyfish)
Lineage: Eukaryota; Metazoa; Chordata; Actinopteri; Chaetodontiformes; Chaetodontidae
Gene: cts12
Product: cathepsin 12
Exons: 8
Coding region: 16-1074 (352 amino acids)
Biological process (GO): immune response
Cellular component (GO): lysosome
Molecular function (GO): cysteine-type endopeptidase activity
Source: RefSeq, a predicted model, not a curated record
AGUCACUCUCAGAACAUGGGAACAAAUCAGACUCACAUGCAUGCAGUGCAGCGGGCCGGCCUCCUGCUGAGAGCCGCUCUGCUCUUUGUCCUGCUGUGCAGCCCACAGCAUGUGGUUUCAGACUCAGAUGAGGCCGUCCUGACUGAGUGGGAGAUCUGGAAGAGCAUCCACGGCAUAGCCUACGAUGAACUGGACGACAUGCAAAGGAGGGUCAUCUGGGAGGAGAACAAGCGGAUGAUUGACAACAAUAAUCACAGGUUCUUCAUGGGCAUGAAACCGUUCACUAUGGCCAUGAAUAGAUAUGGAGACCUGACAAGACAGGAGUACCGAGUUUUGCAAGGUGCCGUGAUAGACGCCCAAUUCGUGAUGAGAGGGAAGACCGUCUCAGCCCGAAGGCUGCGUAACAAUGCUAAGAAGUUAGAUACUUGGUUUGUCGACUACAGGAACAUGGGUUACGUCACUGAGGUGAAAGACCAGGGAUACUGUGGCUCAUGCUGGGCCUUCAGCACCACAGGAGCUAUUGAGGGACAAAUAUACAAGAAGACAGGUCGUCUUGAAUCUUUGAGUGAACAAAACCUGGUGGACUGCUCCAAAUCUUACGGUACCUAUGGCUGCAGUGGUGCCUGGAUGGCCAAUGCCUACGACUACGUGGUCAGCAACGGCCUGCAGACGACAAACACAUACCCAUACACCUCAGUGGAUACUCAGCCCUGUUACUACGAUAGCAGGCUUGCAGUUGCCCAUAUCAAAGACUACAGGUUCAUACCCAAAGGAGACGAGCAGGCUCUGGCUGAUGCCGUGGCAACCAUCGGUCCCAUCACAGUAGCCAUUGAUGCAGAUCAUUCAAGCUUCCUGUUCUACAGCUCAGGAAUAUACGACGAGCCGAGCUGUAACCCGAACAAUCUGAGCCACGCGGUGCUGCUGGUUGGCUACGGCUCUGAAGGAGGCCAAGACUACUGGAUCAUCAAAAACAGUUGGGGUACCAGCUGGGGUGAAGGCGGCUAUAUGCGAAUCAUCCGAGACGGCAGAAACACCUGUGGCAUCGCGAGCUAUGCCUUGUACCCUAUUCUAUGAUUCAGAUAAGACGCCUCAGUUGAGUGUUGAUGCUAAACGUUUACUCUGGACUGUCAGCGGGCCUCAGAAAGCAGCCACUGCUAAUAGUCCACAGCACUUCUAUCAUCCAUAUUUCCUGAAGCCUCUGCUGAACCUUUCUGACACUGCAGAUAAUGUUUUGUGAUUCAAAGAUUCAUAUAAGCCUUUUAUAGUGAACACAUUGCUUCUCUCAGGGACGUAAUACACACACCAGCACAUAUGGCCAGAGAUUCUACUAGCCCUCCAAACGUUUUAUUGAUUGAAAAUAUGAGAAACUGCCAUUUUAUGUAAUUCAAAGUGAGACUAUGUAACUUUGGACUGGGGCAAAAACACAUUCCUCCAUUUGCAAAUGCAAAGUUGAAUUUGUAAGUAAAAUAAAAUACAACUAGAAUUUUGCUAUAACCUUCCUUGGUCUGGUGAUACCUGUAUCUUAUUUUGGCUAAUGUUACCAAACUUUAACGGAUAAUUGACAUUACUGUGCAACUACAACUUUUCUCCACUUGUACUACUGUUACAGUUGCUAACAAUUUAGCAUUUAGCAUCAUCCAUUUCAGGCCUCAUCACAUCAGCAUUAAAAAUGGCGGGAUUACACAGUCAAAUCAGUUAUUCUGAUGGAAUCAUUGCGAUUGUUAGAUUUGCUCCUGGGAGUAUAUUUGCGCAAAAUUUGACACAUUUAACCCAUAGCUAGCCAUGUUGAUCUGUACUGAGCUUUGAGGGAAUGGAGGACCGGGGAGUCCAAAAUAGUGGAAGGUAAAGCAUUAGCUUAUGAGCUGUAAUUGUACCUUCAAGUAUAAGCUACUCUUCAAAAGACCUGACGGUAAAUGAGGCAAGAGUCUGUACAAAAGCUCCUAGCCUAAAGCUACUGUGGCUAACAAGUGCUAGUCCGUUCCCGGCUGCUAAUGCCGUUAGCAGUUAGCUCGCCAGCUACAGAAGCUCAACAACCAGCCCUGCAAGAAGUCACUACUGUGUAUCACCAAGCUUUAGGAACCACAAGCGUGGAUUCAUUGUGCUGUGCCACUUCCUGGUGUGAUGAGGCCUUAGCUGCCGCUUGUAGCCACAGCGGCUGCUCCUCCACGGGCUGCAUAGUCUUGCUUCAACAAGGAGUAAUAAUUAUUCAUUACCAUUCAGCAACACCUUUGAUUUUCUAGACUAUAUCAACAACCAGGGUGCCCUGUUGGUGAAUUUCACUGUUUGUUUUUGACUGUGCUGUUAUAUCUUCAGACUGCAAAGCUUUUUUGUUGUAGUUGUACUUGGUAGAAACUCAAAUGACAUGGGGGGGAGGGAUGAAGGGGUGGUGGUGUUGGGACACAAUGUUUCAGGCCUCACUGAGAAUCUGAGAAAGAACAAAUAAAGUGUUGCUUUGCAUUU